AAUCUGAUCUACUCCAGUUCAUUUCUUUGCAGCCAGUCGAGGGCAACGGACACGUAAACGUUUAUAGAACAGAUUCUUAACCGGAAGAGAAACGGACAGUUGCAUGAGGCAGGCCUAGAGGAGCAACAGUUCCCACCCAAAGACAGCACGAAGAUGUCACAAAACCAAUCCUACUUCUGGCAAACGACCAGACACAAUGUAUACCUGAAGCGAUCCGCUAAAUGGCACAUGGCGCUGGCCCUCAUGGUGGUGCUCACAUUUGGCACAAUCUGUGCGGCGGAAUCACAGCCGGAUAGUGAAGAUAAUGCGGUGAUCCAAUCCGGCAUACAAAGUAACUUGGAGGUGCAGGGAGACUUGAACAGGCCAACGGACUUGAGCUCUUUAGAUGAAAAAGCAAAUGAAUCAGCGGACCGGCAGAAAACCAAGGGAAACUUUAUCGAUGCGUUCACCGCAUCGAUCUCUGUUAUCCUGUUAACAGAGCUAGGCGAUAAGACUUUCUUUAUAGCUGCCAUAAUGGCCAUGCGCCAUCCGCGUUUGAUUGUCUUUGGCGGAGCCAUUGCCGCCUUGGCCCUAAUGACGGUACUCUCAUGCGUAUUCGGCAUGGCAGCUAACUUUAUUCCUAAGAUUUAUACGUAUUAUAUCUCAACUGCAUUAUUUUUAAUAUUCGGUUUGAAAAUGCUGUACGAUGGCUACAAAAUGAAACCAACCGAUGCUCAAGAGGAACUCGAAGAGGUUCAGACUGAUCUGCGCAAGCGCGAGGAUGAGUUGAUGCGCAAGGCCAACGGAAAGUACGAGGAUUCUGACGCCAAGCGGAAGAACAGCAACUCGGACAAGGAGGAUGCCAGCGAACAGGCGCUCAUCCACGGCCGUGGCUCGAUCUCCACCGGAGCUGGAACUGCCAACAACGGAGAUUCCGACAUGCAACAUCGCCAGCGAAAGCAACGCAACAACAACCUUAACAAUAAUAGUAGUAAGCGAAAUAGCUGUGAUAAAACUGACAACGAUGAGGGUGCCGACCACGACCCCCACGAAUCGGAGGUCUUCCUCAAGGACGGCCGUAUUGUGGAGCAGCUGAAGAUGAAGACCUUCCACGGCAGUCCCGCCCAUUCGGCGGCCUCAUCGAACCAGACCGAACAAACCACCAACUCCAUUGCCGCCUCCCUCAACACCGUCGAUGUCCAGCUGGCUGGCCAUCCCACCGAUCAUCCGUCCGUUGGAGGCGUACCGGAGCCCAGGGCUCCGCUGGCCGGACACGAUAGCAUGCACAGUCUGAAUGGCAGCCUGAAUGGUGAUCUCACCACCGGACCGGCAAAUGGCUCCCUCAAAGCUCGGCUGGACCGUGAUGUGAAUGCUGCGCUGGUGAACGAUGCGGAGAGCGGUCGGCGCCGUCCCCAGCGCCGUGGUGCCACCUACUUUACCAUGCGAAUCUUUGCCCAGGCCUUCACGAUGACCUUCCUGGCCGAGUGGGGUGAUCGCUCCCAAAUAACCACCAUUAUUCUUGCCGCCAGUAAGGACAUCUUUGGAGUAAUCUCAGGCGGUGUUAUUGGCCACUGCAUCUGCACUGGCCUGGCUGUGAUCGGAGGUCGUCUUGUGGCUUCCAAAAUCUCCGUUCGCACUGUCACCAUUGUUGGUGGCAUUGUAUUCAUUGGCUUUGCCAUCUAUGAAAUCGCCAUGCCACCGGACGACUUGUAAAUAAAAGAAGCAAGCCAUGGAAUUUUAAUGCGAGAUUUGCCCGUUGACGACCCCACAUUAAUUGAAGAUCUAGUUUAGUUAAUCUUUAAAGACCACCCUUUUUCCCAUUUUUUGAGGAGCAACGCUGGCACGGCUAAGAGGAUUGUAUUGCCUAAGCCAACACUGAAGUAGUUUCAUAUUAUUAACUUAGCUUGCUUGCCAAAACAACCAAACAAAAGUGCCUUCAGUACUUUUCGCCUGGGCCAUGACAUUACACAUUUAGUUAAAAAACACUCAAAACAAAACAAUGAAUUCAUUUGUUCGAUUUGUUUGCCUUUAUUUGAUUUAUAUAACUUCCGUUUCGUGUUAAGUAUUAAAGAUGUUUGUUGUACAUAUGCGUGCUGAAGCUCCUCCGAGCUGACAACCUCUCCUCAGUAUCCCACAUCCUUAUUUGCAUAUUUUUGUUUACGUAGCAAUGUUUACUUAAAAAAAACACACAAAUUAAAACUAAAGAUUUAUGAGUAUUUAUGAUUUUUGUAUGAAAAACUUAGUAAAGUGAGCAAAACAAA
Drosophila bipectinata is the source of this 2240-nucleotide messenger RNA. Its product is annotated as putative divalent cation/proton antiporter TMEM165. Lineage: Eukaryota; Metazoa; Arthropoda; Insecta; Diptera; Drosophilidae. Gene Ontology annotation, cellular component: Golgi apparatus. The record is from RefSeq and is a predicted model, not a curated record. Gene Ontology annotation, molecular function: manganese ion transmembrane transporter activity; calcium ion transmembrane transporter activity. Gene Ontology annotation, biological process: calcium ion transmembrane transport; Golgi calcium ion homeostasis; Golgi calcium ion transport.